This is a messenger RNA of Scleropages formosus (Asian bonytongue), 2897 nucleotides long. Its product is annotated as protein arginine N-methyltransferase 8-B-like. Gene Ontology annotation, biological process: peptidyl-arginine methylation, to asymmetrical-dimethyl arginine; chromatin remodeling. Gene Ontology annotation, cellular component: plasma membrane. Lineage: Eukaryota; Metazoa; Chordata; Actinopteri; Osteoglossiformes; Osteoglossidae. The transcript is spliced from 10 exons. The record is from RefSeq and is a predicted model, not a curated record. Gene Ontology annotation, molecular function: protein-arginine omega-N asymmetric methyltransferase activity; protein-arginine omega-N monomethyltransferase activity; histone methyltransferase activity. Bases 1137 to 2354 code for a protein of 405 amino acids.
CGAAUCAGCGACCUUCGCAGUGCAAGCGAACAGUUCGAUCCGCUGCACUCGCUUGUGUCCGUAGUUUUUACUGUGUUUACAGAGUAAUUAUUACGUUGGAAGGGGGAGGGGGAACGGUUUUGAGGACAUCGGUCCAGGUGCGUGUGACGUGUCCUCUGCGCACCUGUCCGCGAGCGGCGGUAGAGGAGAGCGCGCGGCGCACAUUCCUAGUGCCCCCCCGCCGGUCUGCCUCGCGCUGCGGCGACGACCCCCGAUUUUCUCCAGCGCAACUGUGAGCUCUUUUCUGGGGGGUGGAAACACCAGGCGGCACGCAGAAGUGGGCGAUGCGUGAGAUACAUCCUGCGGGGUGUAGGAUCGGGAUCCACCCUUCACGCAUCAGUGCAGGGAUCCGCUCCGGACACCUUCUCCACUCCAGGGCUAAGAAGUUCAACUCUGGGGAGGAAACGGUCCCUCGCGGGCAUAACGACAAGGAUACCGACUGAAGGGAAGGACUGGAUCCCAUGACGCUCUGUCUCCGCAACCAACGCCAACGAGAAUUCGGAGGAUUCCUCCUGUCCCGAAGAACCACCAGCAAGAAGGCGAAUGUGUGUCACCACAGCCCAGGACCCAUCUGUCUUCUCCUCUAAAGCGUCACAUUAAUGAUGAUUUUUUAAAAAAAAAUUUCCAUUCCUGCUUUUACAUAGCUUUGCAUAGCAUGAAUCAGCAGACGUGGGUUUUAGGAGGUCUUCUUGAGGCAUUAAGUUGUUCUGAGCGAUUACCCGAGAACAGCGCGGUAAAAUACCCAUCUUUGCACACAGUGUACACGUUCAACAAGGGAUGAGCUCCGUUCCCUUCUCUCAGCGCUGGAGUGGAGAACUUCUGCUCCAGUGACGCUGGGACCCUUCCCCCUUCCUCAGGACUCGUUCAAGUUUUUCUUUUUUUUUUUUAAAUCUCGGAGCAAACGUAUAUUUUUCAUUUCUAGGUAAAAAAAAAAAAAACAACAACAUGAUUUAGGCAAGAAGGUUAACCAAACGUAAGAUAUUUAAAAAAAAAAAAAAAAAAAAAACACCCCGUCCACUUCGGUGUCUUCUCUUCCACUUUCCUUUUUCCCCCUAUUUUUGAACACAGUAUCAUAGUAUCGGACACACCUGGUUCCGAUGGGACUUAAACACUCCUCGCGCUGCCUGCUCCUCAGGAGGAAGAUGGCGGAGUCCGAGAGCACCGAGCCACCGGUGAGCCAUACCCAGCCUCUGUCCCAGUCAGCGCAGCCCUCCACGCUGCCCAAGCCUGCGCUGCCCGUCCACCACCUACCCCGACCACCACACACGCCUCGCUCCUCCACCCUGCCAAGUUGCCCCGGCAGGGGGAAGAUGGCCAAGUUUCUGAACCCCGAUGAGAUGACCUCCCGGGACUACUACUUUGACUCCUAUGCCCACUUUGGCAUCCAUGAGGAGAUGCUCAAGGACGAGGUGCGGACGUUGACCUACAGGAACGCCAUGUACCACAACAAGCACGUCUUCAAGGACAAGAUCGUCCUGGACGUGGGCAGUGGGACGGGCAUUCUGUCUAUGUUUGCGGCCAAAGCGGGGGCCAGACACGUGUACGGGAUUGAAUGCUCGAGUAUAUCUGAAUACUCGGAGAAGAUAAUCAAAUCCAACCACCUGGACAGCGUCAUCACCAUCUUCAAGGGGAAGGUGGAGGAGGUGGAGCUGCCAGUGGAGAAGGUGGACAUCAUCAUCUCAGAGUGGAUGGGCUACUGCCUCUUUUACGAAUCGAUGCUGAACACAGUCAUCUUUGCCCGGGACAAGUGGCUGAAACCCGGUGGGCUGAUGUUUCCGGACCGGGCCACCCUGUAUGUAGUGGCUAUUGAGGACCGGCAGUACAAGGACUUCAAAAUUCACUGGUGGGAAAAUGUAUAUGGCUUUGAUAUGUCCUGCAUCCGCAACGUGGCCAUAAAGGAGCCCUUGGUGGACAUUGUGGAUCCCAAGCAGGUGGUGACCAACUCUUGCUUGAUAAAGGAGGUAGAUAUCUACACAGUCAAGACAGAGGACCUGUCCUUCACCUCCGCCUUCUGCCUCCAAAUUCAGCGCAAUGACUACGUCCACGCCCUGGUCACCUACUUCAACAUAGAGUUCACCAAAUGUCACAAAAAGACCGGCUUCUCCACUGCACCAGAUGCUCCCUACACCCACUGGAAGCAGACUGUCUUCUACCUGGAGGAGUACCUUACAGUGAGGAGGGGCGAGGAGAUCACUGGCAGCAUUGCCAUGAAGCCCAAUGAGAAGAAUGCACGCGAUUUGGACUUCACCAUAGAACUGGAUUUCAAAGGUCAGCUGUGUGAGGCGGACAUCUCCCACGACUACAAGAUGCGCUAAGUGCCUAACGGGGCAGAGUCGCGAUGCUCCCGGACCGGGCAGGGCGAUGAGGUGCGGGUCCUCCGCCGUCGAUGGGCUUGGCCAUGAGACGAGCCACAAGGAUGAUGGCUCCAGCUUGGAUGGUGUUAAAUCCACAAGGGUGAUAGUGAAAGUAACAGCACCACCUAAAGGCGAAGGACCCUUGCAAUCAGGGUGUUCUAAGCACAUCAUUAAAUGUAAAUGAGGUCAUUUAUACAUUCUCAUAACAAUAUUUAUCAUUUGCUUUGCUAGUAGCUGUUAAAUAAAAGUAUGCUAUGAGAGAACAAAAUAAUGGUACAAUACAGGUGGUCCUCUAUUUAGGACAACUGUGCUGCAAGUAGACAGUCGUAAGUUGCAAACCCCUUGUACUGUCUUAUAUAACCUGAAGGAAAUAAACAAUUAACAUGCAUGAAUGCUACAUUGUAUAAUACAUUGUUAUAGUUUGCAUUAAUGUUGUGCAUAUAUGCAAACACUAAUUAUAAAACAGUACAGUAUAUCUAAAGCACAAAUACAGUAUUGUAUCCC